Hemicordylus capensis (graceful crag lizard) is the source of this 2520-nucleotide messenger RNA. It is a transcript of the gene TIMCC, whose product is annotated as family with sequence similarity 136 member A. Gene Ontology annotation, cellular component: cytoplasm. NCBI's taxonomy places the organism in Eukaryota, Metazoa, Chordata, Lepidosauria, Squamata, Cordylidae. The coding region runs from base 116 to 532 and encodes 138 amino acids. The record is from RefSeq and is a predicted model, not a curated record. The transcript is spliced from 3 exons.
CUACCACAGAGUCUAUGGGAGUGGCGCCCCCCUCCCACCCCGCGAGCGCUGACCCGGGAAGCGAACCAGAGCCCUCCUGCUCCUCCACGUGGUUUGGCUGCUGGAGCGACCCGGCAUGGCUGAAGCUCAGCAGGUCCGAGUGCAGGAGGCCAUCGACGGCAUGGUGCAAGGGCUAGAGCGGGAGACCAUCCGGAAAAUGCAGGGGCUCAUGUUCCGGUGCAGCGCAGCCUGCUGCGAGAAUAGCAAGGCCUCCAUGCAGCAGGUGCACCAGUGCAUUGAGCGCUGCCACACGCCCCUGGCACAAGCGCAGGCGGUGGUCACCCAGGAGCUGGAGAGGUUUCAGGACCGCCUCUCGCGCUGCACGAUGCACUGCAACGACAAAGCGAAGGACUCCCUGGACUCCGGGGUCAAAGAGCCGCAGGUGAAGCGGCAGCUGGAGGGCUGUGUGUCCAAGUGUGUGGACGACCACGUCGACCUCAUUCCCAGCAUGACCAAGAAGAUGAAGGAGAACUUGUCCGCCAUUGCUCAGUAGGACCGCAGCCUUGAGCCGGGAAAGGACAGGGGCCGCGAGGAAGAGCAACGGGGCUGCCAGGAACCCUGCUGGGAGGAACUGGGCAGGGAAAGUGGGCUGCAUCCCGGGGAGGACUGGCGGUGGUGUGGAUGUGCUGCAGGGUGUCCCAACAAGCUCUGGUCUGCUUAAGAGCUCGGGAGGAAAGUUGGCAUCGCUCUGGUUCAGAGUUUGGAGGCUUGGGGAGAAGGGCUGCGUGUUGCCGGGGGGAGGAGGGAGACCUUCUUUUCAGGCUCGGUGGUGUGACUGUGCAAACCUGUGCUGAAGACCGUUUCUGCUCCUCUCUUUGCUGUGGCUCUUCCCUUCCUUGCAGUAAGUGUGGCAGGGCCUUGGCAGGUGCUGCCUUGGUGGUGGCCUGGAAAUGCAUUGCUCCUUGUCUGCAGGAUGAAUCCCCUCACUGUGCACUGUGUUCCUAGGCUGCCUUACAAGUAUGCCUCUGUAGAAAAGGCACCACCGUAGCAGUGCUCCCUGGAACAGGAAUCCUGGGAUGUUGUUGACGACAACUCCCAUAAUCCCCUGCUGAAGGCCGUUGCAGUUGCGGAUGCUGGGAGUUGUCGUCCACAACAUCCGGGAAUCCCUGUUACAGGGAACACACUUCUAGGGAGGGGCUCGCAUCAUUUCGGCACCUCUUUGGAGAGAUGCCGAAACGAUCCGACCUCCUGCCGCUGAAAUGUUUUGGUGAGGGGUGAGGGAUACCUGUAAAAGGAGGCAGGCAGGUCCUACCUGCUGCUCUGGUGAGCCACCUCCACCCCCUGCUGUCUCUUCGGGGCGCUGUCCUUCUUGGAAUCUAACUUGCUGCUUGGUUUUGCUGCAAGAACCAGAAAUGUGGAUUUCAAAGGAUUUGCCCCAUUCCAGCCCCAGCCCUGAACCUCAGGAUGCAGCAACAGAGCCUGGAUUUCGCCAGCCGAACCUGUGACAUCCCCUAACACCUGACUGUCACCCCCAAACCAAAAACCUCUAAAUUAAAAUCUUUUCAAUCACAUUUGAAUUCUCUGCAUUGAUAUUGGAUCCAUUUUUCAAAUGGGAAUUCUUCAUAGGACAUGUAGCACACUCAAUCCUUCCUUUAGCAAUUGUGAGGAAUACUUCGAGAAUGGAAUGCAUAGUGGGUCAGCACCCUGGCAGCAGAAGAUGGCCUUGCAUGGCUUCUGUUGUUGGCUCAGCCUUCCAUGGGGGUUAAAUAAAUGGGCCAUAUGCCGUAGGAACAGACACUGUGCUUUAUUAAGAGAACAGGACUACUCUGUUAGGAAAAGACAUCAGACAGUUGUCUUUGGAGAGGAAAUAGCCACAGCUCCUUGGAAUCUGUGGAAUAACUCAAUGAUUUCCAGUAUAAUAAUUACUCAGAAUGUAUUGCGAAGCAAAGAGGAGAAAGGCCAGAUUUGGAGCACGGCUACAGUACAAACCCAACAUCAUUUUCUGACUUCAGUGAAGGCAGGGCGUCCCAACAUUGAGUCCCCAGAUGUGGCUAGACCACUUACUCCCACCAUCCCCAGCCACAAUGGAGAGCAACAUCUGGGGAGCCAGGUUUGCCUUAAGCUUAAGGAAUGCAGGGACCGAAACUGCAAUCCAAAGCACACUUACUCGGAAGAAAGUACUAUCUGACUGAAUGGAACUGACUUCUGAGUAGAUGUGCUUAGCGUAGUUGUGCCAGUUAGGAUUGUCACCAAGUGACUUUGUAGACAAUCUCUGCUGGAGAUCCCUGGAGCCAGUUUAGGGGUGCAAACCCUUUAGGACUGUUCCAAUAUCUGGCUUUGCGUGGAAGAUUAGUAAGGUCCACCCAGUGGAGAAACUCUGUCCAACCGUUCCUGUGGAUGUGUUUAUGCCAACAGAAAGGCCCUCCUAGGACUACCUCUUCAACAAUGCCAUGCUUUGAGUUCAUGAAGCCUCUAUUUCCCCUUCUCUUUAAACUGUGAACUAUUUUCUUAAAGUUUAAUUAAAAUAUUUUAAAUGGAAAA